UUGAGAGGACAUAAUUAUUGAAGUGUCCAUUGGGAACAUAUUUCAGAUUAUAGUGUUUCUUUAUAUAGCAGCCUCAUUGGGAACUUGGGUAGAAAAUACUUGAGCGAUGUGAACCUCUGUACAUGUCUGUGUAUUUUCUAAUACAAUUUUUUACUUUGUAAUUUUCAUAUAGAACAAUCUCUUAAUAUGCAGAGUUCCAUGGCAUGGCAUUUUCUAAUCAGGUAGAGUCAGUGCAAAGUGAUGGUUUAGGAUUUUUCCCAGAGCUCUUCUGUAUCACAGAGUUUUCUAUUUUUAAUUUUAAUAGUCCUUUUAGGUAUAUCAAAUAGAUGGAAAAUUUCUCCUCAGGUUCAUUUUAUUUAGUCAUUAACAGAAUGAUUGUUAUGUUUUCUAAUGUUGGUUUAAGAGAUUUUAAAGCAAAAGUUAAGGUUUGUUAGUGUUUCUUAUGUUUUCAUUUCAAUUAGCUGUAGAAAUUCUUGCUGAUAUAAUACAAAACAGUACACUGGGAGAAGCAGAGAUUGAGCGUGAGCGUGGAGUAAUCCUUAGAGAGAUGCAAGAAGUUGAAACCAAUUUACAGGAAGUUGUUUUUGAUUAUCUACAUGCCACAGCUUAUCAAAACACUGCACUUGGACGGACAAUUUUGGGACCAACUGAGAAUAUCAAAUCUAUAAAUCGUAAGGACUUAGUGGAUUAUAUCACCACACAUUAUAAGGGACCAAGAAUAGUGCUUGCUGCUGCUGGAGGUGUUUCCCACGAUGAACUGCUUGAGUUAGCAAAAUUUCAUUUUGGUGACUCUUUGUGUUCACAUAAAGGAGAUAUACCAGCUCUGCCUCCCUGCAAAUUCACAGGAAGUGAGAUUCGUGUGAGGGAUGACAAGAUGCCUCUGGCACAUCUUGCAAUAGCUGUUGAAGCUGUUGGUUGGGCACAUCCAGAUACCAUCUGUCUCAUGGUUGCAAACACACUGAUUGGCAACUGGGAUCGCUCUUUUGGAGGGGGAAUGAAUUUAUCUAGCAAGCUGGCCCAGCUCACAUGUCAUGGCAAUCUCUGCCACAGCUUCCAGUCUUUCAACACUUCCUAUACAGACACAGGAUUAUGGGGACUCUAUAUGGUUUGUGAACCAGCCACAGUUGCAGACAUGCUACAUGUUGUUCAAAGAGAAUGGAUGCGACUCUGUACAAGCGUCACUGAGAGUGAAGUUGAACGAGCCAAAAAUCUUCUGAAAACAAACAUGUUGUUGCAGCUUGAUGGU
This is a messenger RNA of Castor canadensis (American beaver), 1246 nucleotides long. RefSeq names its product peptidase, mitochondrial processing subunit beta (gene Pmpcb). Gene Ontology annotation, molecular function: metalloendopeptidase activity; metal ion binding. NCBI's taxonomy places the organism in Eukaryota, Metazoa, Chordata, Mammalia, Rodentia, Castoridae. The record is from RefSeq and is a predicted model, not a curated record. Gene Ontology annotation, cellular component: mitochondrion.